This is a messenger RNA of Dibothriocephalus latus, 372 nucleotides long. NCBI's taxonomy places the organism in Eukaryota, Metazoa, Platyhelminthes, Cestoda, Diphyllobothriidea, Diphyllobothriidae. The record is from the annotation of a GenBank genome assembly.
AUGACACAUCUACCUGCUGGGGAGCAUUGGAGUUUCUCUAGCACUGCCUACCUCUUGGAGGAUAGUUACCUGUUCCCUGUGCUGAAAGUGGGCUCGGAUACUGCCUAUGGUUCACUGCAAAGCGUUGCUCGUUUUGCCCUUCUUUCCCUGCCGGUUUGCAGUUUCCUUCUGGCCCUCAUUAACGCGAUCGGUUUCACAAAGCUGGUGGCCAAUCCUAAUCCCAACCCUGUCAGGAGGCUGCAUUCUGGCAACUGUCUCAUCGCCCUAUGCAUCCUGACGAUGAUGCUAUCCGGCCUGCUUUGGGCCACGGUUCUGCCUCGACUGAUUCAUUUCGGUGCGGAACCCGCCUUCACUGGCAACAUCUCCCACACC